AUACAGGUUUCCAGGUGCAGGUGAGCAGCUCACAGUCAUGCAAGAUUGAAACAUGUACAUGGUCACAGCUUAAGUGUCUCAGCAGCUGUAGUCUACGUGAUCAAACCUCCUUCAUCUGGUACAAGAAUGGGCAGAAAAUUAAGGAAGAAGCACCUUCUUAUUCAGACUACUUUUAUCCUGCAGACAGCUAUUCCUGUGCCCUUGAAGGACAUUUUCCUUCUCCAUCAGUGUGUGGCCAUGGUCAUUCAUGCAACAGAGUGACUUACACUGACAGAAGCAUCUGUGCCUUCAAAGGCUCAUCAGUGGACAUUUCUUGUACUUACAACAGUUAUGACACAUAUAUCAGAUCUAAAUUCUGGUUCAGUCCUGAACGUAGUCUUCAGUGGCAGAAUCCCUCACAGCCUGAGGACCUUAGUGAAGACUCCCAGUAUGCAGGUCGUGUUCAGGUCCUUGAAACAGAGAGAGGACGCUCCACUCUGAGAAUCACUGACCUGAGAGAGAGCGACUCAGCUGAGUAUCACUUCAAAUUCACAGCAGGAAGCUUUGAAUGGAGGAGUAGUUUACCUGGUACAACUCUGACUGUCACAGAUCCAGAUCUCCAGGUUCAGGUGAUCAGAUCAACAGUCUACACAUAUAAUCAGGCAGAGCUGCUUUGUCACAGCAGCUGUCGUCUACCUGAUCAUUCUUCCUACAUCUGGUUCAAGAACGGACAGAAAAUUCAGACAGAAACAUCUUCUUCUUAUUCAGACUACUUUGAUUCUGCAGACAGUUAUUCCUGUGCUUUGAAAGGACUGGAGGGUUUCCCCUCUCCUUCAGUGU
Messenger RNA from Micropterus dolomieu (smallmouth bass), 819 nucleotides. RefSeq lists its product as uncharacterized. The transcript has 3 exons. Lineage: Eukaryota; Metazoa; Chordata; Actinopteri; Centrarchiformes; Centrarchidae. The annotation marks the transcript as partial. The record is from RefSeq and is a predicted model, not a curated record.